This is a messenger RNA of Entamoeba dispar SAW760, 1485 nucleotides long. RefSeq lists its product as uncharacterized. The transcript has 4 exons. The record is from RefSeq and is a predicted model, not a curated record. Gene Ontology annotation, molecular function: protein phosphatase binding; protein phosphatase regulator activity. Lineage: Eukaryota; Evosea; Mastigamoebida; Endamoebidae. Gene Ontology annotation, cellular component: nucleus; cytosol. The coding region runs from base 1 to 1485 and encodes 494 amino acids.
AUGAGUAUGUUGAUGCCUAAUUGGAAACCAUUGGGUGAAUCACCUUUUACACAACUUAUUCGUAUGAAUGCAGCUUUAGAGGAAAUUCUUGACCAACCUGAUCUUUUAACUGAACUCAGAACAAAUAAUGAUCUUCAACAAUAUAUUUGUUCUCAAGCAAAUAUACAUAAAAUGGUAAGUUUUGUUUGUGGUCAUGGACAAGUAAAACAUCAAAUACUAUCAGGUGCUGUACUAUCUUCAGGGAUUGGGUGUGUUGUUGAUGCAGUAUUUCUUAAUGACAAAACGGGGUUAUAUAUGUUAAAACAAUUAACAUUUAAAAAUAAAAGACUUUCAGGAAUGACAUUAGAUUUGUUAUGUAAAGUUCUUUCAUCAUUACUAAUUCCUAUUCAAUCAAAAGAAUUUGUAUUAGUUCAAACAGUUGAUGGAUUUUUAGAAGGGUUAAUUUCAUAUAUGGAAAGUUAUAGUGUUUGUGAUUACAUUAUAGCUUUGUUAAAGUUAGAUGUUUUUCAUAUGAACAGUAGAAGUAUUCAAUGGUUUUGUGAACAUGGAUUUAUUACUAUGCUAUUAAACUCAUUUCUAGAAGAAAAUAUUUCAAUUGAUAAAGUUGAAAGUGCAGCAAGAAUUAUUGAUGAAAUUGUUAUUUGGCGUCAUAGUCAUCAAAUUGGUGCAGCAGCUAAUAUUUUCGUAGAUUUCUUUAAUAUUGAUAAAAAUUUAGAACAAUUUAUUUGUUGUGUAUUUUCUACCACAAUUAAAACAGUUCAAGAAAAUGGGUUAUUAAUUAUUAGCGAUAUGUUAGCCUCAAAUACUUCAAGAAGUGAAUUAUGUACAAUGCCUAUUGGAGGAUUACCUGCUAUUUAUAAAAACCUUGUUAAACAUUUUGAUAGUAUCAAACGACUAUUAACAACUUCAACAGAAAGUAAUAGUGGUCAGGUUGGACAAACAAAAAUCAAACUUGGUUUUAUUGUUCUUUCAUUAUUAUUAUCUAAUUAUUCUGUAAUUUAUAAAUUGGUUGAUGAGUUUGGAUUUAUCCAAUCUUUAUUAGAUAUUUUCUAUGAUGAAAGGCAUCAAUGUACUAUUUUCAGACAAAUUGUUUAUGAUAUUAUUAAUACUAUUGUCCAAAGGCCAGUAACAGAAAUUAAAUAUCAAUUAUUAAGAGAUAACAAAUUUUUAGAAAAAAGCGUUGAAUUUGAUAAAAGGGCAAUUGAGUUUCAUCAUCAACAUCACUAUUAUCCGGACUAUUAUCUUAUUAAUUCGACUUUGAUGUUCGAUAUUUAUAACAAUAGAGAAUUAACCUCUUCUAAGUUCUCAGCAACUAUUAAUAAUGAUUUAUUCUUAAAUUAUGUGAUUGAAGUUAUCAUUCCAAGAAAUGAAGAAAAAAGUACAUAUUUUGAACAAAAACAUAUCCCAGAUAAUUAUUUUGAUAGUAAUACAUAUACUAAUUUCUUAUUAAACUCACAAAAAAGAGGAGAUGAUGAUGAUUUUUGA